Molecule: messenger RNA, 531 nt
Organism: Plasmodium berghei ANKA
Lineage: Eukaryota; Apicomplexa; Aconoidasida; Haemosporida; Plasmodiidae
Product: conserved Plasmodium protein, unknown function
Exons: 1
Coding region: 1-531 (176 amino acids)
Source: RefSeq, a predicted model, not a curated record
AUGAUUGAUAACUCAAACACUUGUAUAUAUUGCUAUAUUAACAAAAAAAAUAAAUGGAAUUUUUACAUAAAUUUAAGAGAUGUUACUGAUCUGAAGGAACUUGAUGAAUUAUUAAAUGAAGAGGAAAAUUGUUAUAAUAAUAAUAAAAAAAAUAUAAAUUUUAUAAAUGAACAAAACUUAUUAGGUGAAGUAAUAAAAGCAUAUAUAUUUUGCAAUCAUCCAAAAAUAAAACGAACUUGUAAUUUAUGUUUAAUGUCAUGGAUAUCGACGAGACAAUGUUGGUUUGAUUGUGAUGAACUUUUAUUAAAUAAAUAUUUUGAAGAAUUAUUAGAGCCUUUAAUAUUUAUAUGCAAAGUAUUAAAAGAAAAGGUUAUAUAUUAUUUUUAUCAAAUACCCAAAAAACUAUAUAUAGCAUUUACAAAUAAGUUUAAGAUAUAUCUAAAAAUAUACAAGAAUAAAGAAGUUAUUAUGAGUCUUAUAUCAUCAGCAUCAGAUAUAUUUCAUUCAAAAAUGAAUUAUUCUCAAUGUUAA